Andrographis paniculata is the source of this 3764-nucleotide messenger RNA. Its product is annotated as N6-adenosine-methyltransferase non-catalytic subunit MTB. The record is from RefSeq and is a predicted model, not a curated record. Gene Ontology annotation, cellular component: RNA N6-methyladenosine methyltransferase complex; nucleus. Lineage: Eukaryota; Viridiplantae; Streptophyta; Magnoliopsida; Lamiales; Acanthaceae. The coding region runs from base 256 to 3720 and encodes 1154 amino acids. The transcript has 7 exons. Gene Ontology annotation, molecular function: methyltransferase activity; mRNA binding.
AAUUGUCCAAUAAAAAACGACGAGGGUUUUCGCAAAUCACUUUCUGCAAUCCCGCUUUCAUCAUUCACUUUGACGUACGACGCAGCGUUCGCCGCUCGAUUCCUCUCCUCCGGCGAUGCGCCGCCUUAUCGUCCUUCGAUGUUCUAUCGUCUGCAUCGACCAUUAAAAUUCUACCUUCAGAUUUUGUCCUGUUUUCCCUGCACUGUUGGCAACCAUCUUUUGUCUCCUUUGAUUCUUGGCAAUUAGUUUUGUGAUAUGGCCUCACCUGACCGGGUAAGAAGUUCUACAAAAUGGGAGGUUGGGGAAGAUAUGGAGGUAAACAUUGACACUAUGAGGGAUGAUGAAGACUGGGAUGGUGAUGAUAAGAGGAAGCAACCUGAUAUCAUGGAUGGUAGUGGCAGGAAAAGAAGUGUAUCUGACUCGUAUGGAAAUCGAAAGAGAUCGGGUGAAUCAAGUAGAGCUGACAGUGAUCCAGAUGACUAUGAAACCAGAAAAGAGUCACGUGCGAAGCAGUUGAAGAAAACUGCAGAAGAGAAUACAUUGGAUGUAUUGAGCACUUGGUAUCAAGAUGGAGAAUCAGAAAACAAGAUUGAAGAUGGGGACAAACCUGGAAGUAAGGGAUAUGGUCGAGAUGAAGAAGCCGACAAGAAGAAAUCAACUUCAAAAUACUCAGAACACAACAUAGAUGGGGAAAAGUUGCAUGGAAGAAAUCACAGGAGAAGAUGGGAUGAGCCUGACAGUGUUGCAAAAACUGCUGAAUUUGCAGAAAGUGCAGAUGUAAAAAGUGGAAAGUCUUCUGAUUCUAAGCUUGGAAGUUUGAAUGAAAGAGAGAGAAGUGAGACUUUGGAAAUUGAAUCGAAUGACAUAAGACUCAAGGACUUUGAAUCAAUGAAUGAUGAAAGUACCAAGUCUCUUGAAAGAGAGGAUACAGAAAUUGAUCUAGAAAGGAGCAGGAGAGGAAAAUCUGAAUAUGUUGAGGAAGAUAAUAAGGGAAUCUCAAAACAUGAAGAAGUAUUAAAUAAAGAGAGAUCUGACGAGCAUAGACAGCCAAGAAAUCCCUUACGUGGUGAUAUAAAAGAUGGUAGUUUAAGGCCCCUAAAUGCUGAUGAGGAUGUUAAUAUGUGGACAAAAGACAAAAGUAGGAGAGAUGGAGAGAACUCGGAUAGUUCUAGAAUUCCUGAGAAGAUUGGAAGGCGGCAGUUUGAAUCAGAUAGUUUAGAUGCGGAUUACGAAAGAAGCAGUUCUCAUAGGCGGAAGGAGCUGGGAAAAGAUGGCCCUUGGAAUGAUAGAUCAAAAGGAAGAGAUGAUAGUUGGGGCGACAGAAAGAGGGACCGGGACAUUGCUAAAGAUACAUGGAAAAGAAAAGAUAAGGAAUCAAGAGAGAAUGAAACAUAUGACGGAAUCAGGGACUGGGAGUUACCUCGUCGAGGACGUGACCGAAUUGAUGGUCGCUCUGGUAGUAGAAAAGAUGGAAACAGGACAGAAGCAGUAAAAAUUUCAUCAAAAUAUGGAAUAUCGAGUGAUAAUUAUGAUGUCAUUGAAAUCCAGACAAAACCAUAUGAUUAUGCAAGAGAAGAUUCAAGGUCAAAUUCUGCAAAAAAUAGUGAAGCUGUUCCUCAAUCUGACUCAAAACAGGCUCCUGAUGCUGAAGGGUUUUCUUAUUCAAGGGAGGAUGGGUCAAGAAACUCCCUUGGGUCUGUCCAAGCUGGUCAAGAUACAAAAGAUAAAUCCAUAGAUGGCAAUGUUGCAGUGCAGGAGAAUCAUUCCUGGAGAGAUGAUAAUGACCAUAAUACUGAGAAAUCUAGAGGUCUCUCCACCCGUGGUACUAGCAGCCAAAAUUCUAGUGGUGGCUCUGCACCUCCAAGUGGAAACCAAGAGCCAGGUUCUUUUAAUAGAAGUUCUCAAGGUGGCCGUGGAAAUAGAACUGGGAGAAGUGGAAGGGGUGGUAGGCCUUCUGGAAGAGAGGGUCAUCAAGCGGGUGUUCCACUGCCCAUGGUAGGAUCACCUUUUGGACCACUCGGAUUGCCACCUCCUGGACCAAUGCAAUCCUUACCACCUAACAUGUCCCCUGCACCUGGGUCCAUUUCACCUGGAGUAUUCAUUCCACCAUUCCAACCAUCCGUUGUAUGGCCAGGAGGUCGGGGUGUUGAGAUGAAUAUGCUUGGUGUUCCACCUGGUCUUCCUCCUGUUCCCCCAGGACCCCUUGGACCUAGAUUUCCUCCUAACAUGGGAAGUGGACCAAAUAGUGCUAUGGGUUUCAAUCCAUCUGGGCCUGGAAGAGGAAUGCUUUCCAGUAUGCCUGGUCCAAAUUUCAAUGCCAUACCUCCAGUUGGUCAGGGUCCACCUCAAGAUAAAGCUUCAGGAGGGUGGGUUCCUCCUAGAAUCAAUGCUCCCCCUGGCAAAGCUCCGUCUAGAGGAGAGCAAAAUGAUUAUUCUCAGAACUUUGUUGACACUGGUAUGCGGCCACAGAAUUUCAUCAGGGAACUAGAGCUCACUAGUGUGGUUGAGGACUAUCCAAAGCUUCGGGAGCUUAUACAGAAAAAGGAUGAGAUUGUUGCAAAAUCUGCUUCUGCGCCAAUGUACUACAAGUGUGACCUGCGAGAGCAGUUGCUUUCACCAGAGUUCUUUGGAACAAAAUUCGAUGUCAUUCUUAUAGACCCACCAUGGGAGGAGUAUGUUCAUCGGGCUCCUGGUGUCCAAAUGGACCAUUGGUCAUUUGAAGAGAUAAAGAAUUUGAGGAUUGAGGCAAUCGCUGACACUCCAUCUUUCCUUUUCCUUUGGGUGGGUGAUGGUGUUGGUCUAGAGCAAGGCCGACAAUGCCUAAAGAAGUGGGGAUUUCGCAGAUGUGAAGAUAUAUGCUGGGUGAAGACAAAUAAAACAAAUGCAACUCCAGGCUUACGCCACGAUUCCCACACUCUGUUUCAGCGGUCCAAGGAACACUGCCUGAUGGGCAUAAAAGGGACUGUCCGCCGCAGUACAGAUGGUCACAUAAUCCAUGCCAACAUCGACACAGAUGUGAUCAUUGCUGAGGAACCUCCUUAUGGUUCCACUGCAAAGCCUGAGGACAUGUACCGUAUAAUUGAGCAUUUUGCCCUUGGUCGAAGAAGGCUUGAACUUUUUGGCGAAGACCAUAACAUUCGUGCUGGUUGGUUGACAGUUGGUAGUGGGUUGUCCUCGUCAAAUUUUAAUUCAGAGACAUACACCAGGAACUUUGCCGACAAGGAUGGUAAAGUUUGGGCUGGACUGGGUGGGAGAAACCCACCCCCGGAAGCCCCUCACCUUGUCCAAACAACCUCCGACAUAGAGUCUCUUCGGCCCAAGUCUCCAAUGAAGAACCAACAGCAGAUGCAGCAACAGCAGUCGGCAUCCAUCGCCUUAACAGGAAAUCCGAACAACAAACGCCCCCCGACAGGCAACCCACCACAAAACCUCAACAUGCUUAAUCCACACCAAGAAAUUUCAGGCUCCAACAUGCCGUCUCCUGCUCCAUGGGCGUCAGCAAUGGAGCCGCCAUUGUUCAAGGGACGAGAAGGCCCGGCGCAUCUGGCAGCGUCGGAAGGGCAGAUGUUCGAUAUGUACGGGUACAAUGCGGCGGCAGCAUUUGGUCCGCCGCCUCCCCUUCCUCUUCCUCUUCCCCUUCCCCUUCCACUUCCACUUCCUCCCCCUGGUGGAGGGGAGUUUUUAGAUUAUGAGUCCCACAGAGGAAUGAAUAUGCUGUAGCAGUGGUGGCAUGUUGUGUGCAACCAGUUAUUUUCUUUGGUCUA